AUGAUUUCACUGCCUGACCGAUCUCAAGCACAAUUUGGUAGCCCCAGUGCCGAAUACUUCCGGGACCGCAGCUUGAUGAAUAUAUCGAACCAUCUUCUGAGCGAGGACAAGACCUCGAACCGGAUCGAUGAGAAAGGAAUGUCUGCUAUGCAUUGGGCAGCCUCUUGUGGAAAUUUAGACAUUAUUCGCCAAUUCUCACAGAAGGAUUUAUGGAUGACCUUUCACAGAGAUAAUGCCGGCAGGGUGCCAUUGGAUUGUGCGGCGGAAAAUAACGAAACCGAAGUUGUAAGAGAAUUAGCCCCCCACACUGUAAUUGAUAUGGGGGACAAGAGGGGACGAACAGCCCUUCAUUGGGGCGUGUUGAAAAGCAACGAGGAAAUUGUUGCCCUCCUGCUGGCAAAAGACUUUGCACCCAACCCUUGGAACAGCUUCCAAAAUCCUACCUCGCCCCCGCUUCCGUCUGCUUGGGUUGAUUCGCAGAUGGAAUCAGGGGACACUGCAUUGCACCUGGCAGCUGCACGUGAUUCUCCAAAGAUUCUUUCUUUGCUGGUAAAGGCAUGCGACCUCAGGCUUGAGGAUUUGGAAGGAAAGACAGCUCUCGAAAUAGCUUUGCUUAGCGAGCACGAAAUUAAUGCGAAAAUCAUACUUGGGGAGAUGGCGCGGCGUAACGUGAAGGGGAGAUUUGGAUCAAGUGCUCUAAAGAUCGUGAAAAAGUGGCCCGAUGACAGAGAGUCCUGGAAUGGCGAGGUGCUCUGCUGGGCAGCUUUCAAUGGGUUUAAGAAAAUUAUCACACGUAUGCUCAAGGCCACGCCCAUAUUGGGCUUUAUCGCUCGGGAUCCCUCUGGCAGAACAGCGCUUCAAGCUGCGGCAGAGCAGGGCCAUCUUCAAAUAGUCAAACUUUUGCUCAAAAGAAGAGCAGACGUCAAUGCCCCACCCGGAACGGCCCAUGGUCGAACUGCCCUUCAAGCGGCAGCAGAACACGGCCAUCUUGAAAUCGUUGAACUCUUGCUUAAAAGCAAGGCGAAGAUUAAUGCUCCUCCUGCCCAGACCUAUGGCCGUACCGCCCUUCAAGCCGCAGCAGAACGGGGCCACUAUGACAUGAUAAAGCUGCUCCUUUCUAAAGGAGCAGAUAUCAAUGCCUUGCCUGGACCUAGCUAUGGACGAACAGCCCUUCAGGCCGCAGCAGAACGGGGCCAUUAUGACAUGAUAAAGCUACUUCUUUCUAAAGGAGCAGAUAUCAAUGCCUUGCCUGGACCUAGCUAUGGACGAACAGCCCUUCAGGCUGCAGCAGGACAGGGCCAUCUUGAGAUUGUCAAGCUGCUUCUAUCCAAGGGAGCUGAAAUUAACGCUCUCCCGGCAUCUAUCUAUGGCCGGACGGCCGUUCAGGCUGCGUCAGAGCGGAGAGAUACUGGCAUGGUUGAGCUGCUUUACUCUAGAGGAGCCAAUGUCAAUGCCUUGCCUGGCGAAAUAUUUGGCCGUACAGCCCUUCAAGCUGCGGCAGACCAGGGGUAUCUUGAAACGGUCAAGCUACUACUAUCCUAUGGAGCCGACAUCAAUGCCGCGCCUGGGCUCACCAACGGCCAAACUGCCCUUCAAGCCGCGGCAGGACAAGGAUAUCUCGAAAUGGUCAAGCUGCUUCAUUCCAAUGGCGCCCAAGUAAAUGCCCUGCCUGGAAAAAUCUUUGGUCGAACAGCCCUUCAAGCGGCGGCAGAGCAAGGCCAUCAUGACAUGAUAAAGCUUCUUCUUUCCUAUGGAGCAGAGAUCAAUGCGCUGCCUGGACACACAUAUGGCCGAACCGCCCUCCAGGUUGCAGCAGAACGGGGCCACCUUGGUAUUGUCACGCUGCUUUACUCUAGAGGAGCUGAAGUCAAUGCCUCACCUGGGGAAAUCUUUGGCCGUACUGCGCUUCAAGCUGCCGCAGAGCAAGGCUAUCUUAAAACGGUCAAGCUACUGCUUUCCUAUGGAGCAGACAUCAAUGCCGCGCCUGGACUCACCGAGGGCCGAACUGCCCUUCAAGCCGCAUCGGAACAAGGAUAUCUUCGAAUCGUUAACCUGCUUCACUCCAAUGGCGCACAAACCAAUGCCCCGCCUGGAGGAGCCUUUGGACGAACAGCCUUUCAAGCUGCCGCAGAACAGGGAGAUCUAACCAUGGCAAAAGUGCUCCAUACCAUUGGAGCGGACAUCAAUGCGCCGGCUGGACACACCAGCGGCCGAACUGCGCUUCAAGCCGCAGCAGGGCGGGGCCAUUAUGCCAUGAUAAAGCUGCUUCUUUCCUAUGGAGCAGAGGUUAACGCCUCGCCUGGAACCAUCAAGGGCAGAACCGCUCUCCAAGCUGCUGCAGAGAAUGGGUAUCUAGGAGUGGUCAAACUGCUUCUCUCCCAUGGAGCCGAGAUCAACGCCUCGCCUGGGACGGCCCACGGCCAAACCGCCCUUCAAGUGGCAGCAGAAAACGGCCACUAUGAGAUGAUAGAGCUACUUUACUCCAAUGGGGCAGACAUCAAUGCGCUGCCUGGGCACACUGACGGCCGAACCGCCCUUCAAGCCGCAGCAGAACGGGGCCACCUUGGCAUCGUAAAGCUGCUUGUUUCCUAUGGAGCAGAGAUCAACGCCUUGCCUGGACCCACCAAUGGCCGAACUGCCCUUCAAGCUGCAGCAGGACAGGGCCAACUUGAGAUCGUCAAUUACUUGCUUGAAAUCAAAGCAGAUGUUAAUGCAUCGCCAGCCGCUGUCGGUGGCCGAACGGCCCUUCAGGCCGCAGCGGAACGGGGCCAACUCGAAAUGGUAAAGCUGCUUGUUUCUCAUGGAGCGAAUCCUAAUGCAUCCCUUGCGCACACCAACGGCCGAACCGCCCUUCAAGCCGCAGCCGAGGAAGGCCAUAUUCCGAUAGUCAAAUUUUUGCUUGAAAGUAAAGCAAAUGUCGACGCGUCGCCUGCCCCAUUCGAUGGCCGAACGGCCCUCCAGGCAGCGGCGGAACGGGGCAAACUUGAAGUUGUAAAGCUACUCCUUUCUCAUAACGCAAACAUCAACGCCACUCUUGCACCUACGAAUGGUCGGACAGCCCUUCAAGCUGCAGCAGAGCAGGGCAAUCUGGAAAUGGGCAGAUGUCAAUGCCCCCCGGCAGUUUUCCGUGGUCGGUCCGCCCUUCAAGCUGCAGCAGAGCAGGGUCAUUCUAAAAUGGUGACACUGCUUCUGUCUAAGGGCGCCAAGGUCGAUGCCUCGCCUGCACAGAACCAUGGCCGAACAUCCCUUCAAGCCGCAGCGGAAAAGGGCCAUCUUCGCAUCGUACGGCUGCUUCUUUCAUAUAGAGCAGGAAUCAAUGCCCCACCAGGGAUCACCGGAGGCCGAACAGCCCUUCAGGCCGCAGCUGAACAGGGCCAUCUUCCAGUGGUGCAGAUGCUUCUUUCCUGUGGAGCUGACAUUUAUGCCUCAGGUACACCUAUCGAAGGCCAAACCGCCCUCCAGGCCGCAGCAAAUCAAGGUCAUCAUGACAUAGAACGCGUGCUUCAUUCCUAUAAAACGGAAACGAAUGCCCAAUAUACUCUCUACCUUAGCUAA
Molecule: messenger RNA, 3555 nt
Organism: Penicillium canescens
Lineage: Eukaryota; Fungi; Ascomycota; Eurotiomycetes; Eurotiales; Aspergillaceae
Product: ankyrin repeat domain-containing protein
Exons: 2
Coding region: 1-3555 (1184 amino acids)
Molecular function (GO): protein binding
Source: RefSeq, a predicted model, not a curated record